CUAAAGUGUUCUUUGACAAACUCGCGUGUGUUUUGGUUCACUACAGAUAAUUAGAAUGGCAGGCUACUUCUCGUACCCGUCAAUGGAAUUACAGAUGGAGUUGAAGAAAACUGCUGAAGCAAUAGUGGCACCAGGAAAGGGGAUAUUGGCAGUUGAUGAAACAAAUGAGGGUAUCGGGAGACUCUUAGCAGCUGUUGGUUUGGAGAAUACAGUUGAAAACCGACGCAGAUAUCGUCAAUUGCUGUUCACCGCGGAUGAUGUUUUAUCUGAACAUAUAUCAGCUGUUAUACUCUUCGAUGAGACUGUUUAUCAGAAGACAGAUGAUGGAAUGCGUUUUAUAGAUGUUUUGAAAAAUAAAAACAUCAUUCCAGGAAUCAAACUUGACUUAGACGUGGUGCCGCUAAUCUUUUCUGAGAACGAACUGACUACACAGGGACUGGACGAUCUUGCUAAAAGAUGUGCUGAAUACAAAAAAGAAGGUUGCUUGUUUGCGAAGUGGCGUUGCCCGCUUAAGAUUGGCGAUACAACUCCGUCGGUGUUGGCCAUUAGCGACACAGCUCACGUUCUUGCCAGAUAUGCUUCGAUAUGUCAAAGCGAGGGACUUGUACCUAUUGUUGAACCCGACGUACUUCUAGACGGCGAUCAUGACAUUGUAAGAACUCAAAAAGUUACUGAAACAGUGCUGGCAACUGUAUACAAAGCUCUCAACGACCAUCAUGUUUACUUAGAAGGAACUUUGCUCAAACCAAACAUGGUUACUCCGGGGAAUUCUUGUCCGAAGAGAAGCUGUGCUGAAGAAAUAGCAGCUGCUACCGUGAUAGCAUUAUUGCGUAGUGUGCCGGCUGCUGUGCCAGGCAUUGCAUUUCUAUCCGGAGGGCAGUCGGAAGUUGAAGCGACGGAAAACUUGAAUGCUAUCAAUCGAGUGAGCAUUAAGAAGCCUUGGGCACUGACCUUCAGCUAUGGGAGAGCUCUUCAGGCAUCUGUGUGGAACAGAUGGGCGGGCAAAGAUGAAAAUGUAGAGAAAGCUCAAAAUGUAUUGAUCAAACGGGCAAAGGCGAAUGGCUUAGCAGCACUAGGAAAAUAUGAAAUUGAGGAGAUUUCAGAUUCUCGAGCUGCAACAAAGUCUAACUUCAGCGCAAACCACAAAUAUUAGUUUUUAUUCAAGUGAUUUUGAAUAUGUAUAAUAAAAUUAUCAUAAUUAAA
Leptidea sinapis is the source of this 1203-nucleotide messenger RNA. Its product is annotated as fructose-bisphosphate aldolase-like. The coding region runs from base 56 to 1153 and encodes 365 amino acids. Gene Ontology annotation, molecular function: fructose-bisphosphate aldolase activity. The record is from RefSeq and is a predicted model, not a curated record. The transcript is spliced from 9 exons. NCBI's taxonomy places the organism in Eukaryota, Metazoa, Arthropoda, Insecta, Lepidoptera, Pieridae. Gene Ontology annotation, biological process: glycolytic process; fructose 1,6-bisphosphate metabolic process. Gene Ontology annotation, cellular component: cytosol.